Messenger RNA from Aureobasidium uvarum, 894 nucleotides. The record is from the annotation of a GenBank genome assembly. NCBI's taxonomy places the organism in Eukaryota, Fungi, Ascomycota, Dothideomycetes, Dothideales, Saccotheciaceae.
AUGGCUUCUGUGCAACAGCUGUUUUCCCUCGAAGGCCAGACCGCCCUCGUCACUGGCGGCACUCGCGGUAUGUACAUCCUCGCAAGUCCCUUCCACUGCCGGUUACUGACAACGACACCAGGCAUUGGUCAAGCAAUGGCCAUUGCCCUCGCUGAAGCCGGCGCAGACAUCCUACUCGUCCAGGCAAAACUCCCUCCGUGCACCCUCUCCACCUCACUACUAACCACCCUUCUGCAGCGCGACGAAUCAAACCAAUCCACCCUCCAAGAGAUCCGCACUCUCGGCCGGAAAGCCCAAAUCUACACCGCCGACCUUGCCUCCCGCGACUCUGUCUCCUCGCUCGUCAAAACAGUAAUCUCGGACGGUUAUCAAAUCCACAUCUUGCUCAAUUGCGGCGGUAUACAACGACGACACCCCGCCCACGAGUUCCCGGACAACGAUUGGGAUGAAGUGUUGAACGUAAAUCUGAAUUCAGUGUUUACACUCUGCAGAGAUGUAGGCGCACACAUGCUAUCCCGCGACCCCGAUCAACACGGCCGCCGCGGGGCCAUCAUCAACAUUGCCUCUUUACUGUCUUUCCAAGGCGGAUUCACCGUCCCCGCUUAUGCGGCCAGCAAAGGCGGAGUCGCGCAAUUGACAAAAGCAUUGAGUAAUGAGUGGGCCUCCAAAGGCAUCAAUGUCAAUGGCAUUGCUCCCGGCUACAUUGCCACGGAAAUGAACGAUGCGCUGAUGAAAGACAAGACGAGGAGUGAACAGAUUAUGGCGAGGAUACCGGCUGGCAGGUGGGGCAAGCCUGAGGAUUUCAAGGGGCCUGUCGUGUUCCUUGCUAGUAGGGCGAGCGGAUAUGUGAGUGGUGAGAUUUUGACUGUGGACGGUAGUUGGAUGGCUAGGUAG